Messenger RNA from Engraulis encrasicolus (European anchovy), 4478 nucleotides. It is a transcript of the gene slc6a1b, whose product is annotated as solute carrier family 6 member 1b. Gene Ontology annotation, cellular component: cell surface; axon; plasma membrane. Gene Ontology annotation, molecular function: gamma-aminobutyric acid:sodium:chloride symporter activity. Gene Ontology annotation, biological process: neurotransmitter transport; sodium ion transmembrane transport. The record is from RefSeq and is a predicted model, not a curated record. Lineage: Eukaryota; Metazoa; Chordata; Actinopteri; Clupeiformes; Engraulidae. The transcript has 15 exons. Bases 527 to 2323 code for a protein of 598 amino acids.
CUCAGUGGUGGAAAUGCUGGACUUGGGGAGGGUCGACUUUCAGAUGACAUUGACAAAAUGUAGAUGAGAAGGGAGACUCAUGCUACACGCUGGAACAUCGCGGGCUGCUGCUGUUGGACGGUGGCGCAGGGCAAAACUCCCUCUCCUCUCGUCUCCUCUCCCUCCUCCUCGCCUUCAGCACCACGCGCUUUGGACAGCACCUCUUACCGCGCCAUUUGAACACCUUUCCCUGGAAUAACCACUUAUAAGCCAACUUUAAUGGAUGCGUUUUUGUUUCGUUUGCGCAAGUGAUUAUUUUUUGCAUGUGAAGCUAGAGGAAGCGCAGGAUAUUACCACCUUGGAAAGUCGGGAAAAAAGCAAAACCGUUAUUGUCGACCAUCUUGUUGUGGAAGUUCCGAGCGUCACCUGUGAUUCCUGAACCCUGACCAGUCAUCACCUUGGCUGAGGAGCCGCGAAACUGCUGUCUACGUGGACUGGUGCUGAAUUCCCCCGACGGCCGGUCAGGACCUCUGCGAAACUAAGAGACAUGGCUACCAACGGUACGAAAGCGACCGAUGGACACGUGUUAACGGAGCUAAACGAGGCCCCGACGUCCAACGAUAAACCCAAAACCUUGGUUGUCAAAGUCCAGAAAAAGGAUUUACCCGACAGAGAAACGUGGAAGGGGAAAUUUGACUUUCUACUGUCUUGUGUUGGCUACGCAAUCGGACUUGGCAAUGUCUGGAGAUUCCCAUACCUUUGUGGAAAAAACGGUGGAGGGGCCUUCUUGAUUCCUUACUUUCUGACCCUCAUAUUUGCUGGCGUGCCAUUGUUUCUGCUCGAAACAUCCCUUGGUCAGUACACGUCCAUUGGCGGGCUCGGAGUGUGGAAACUCGCUCCGAUGUUCAAAGGUGUCGGCUGGGCAGCUGCAGUCCUGUCCUUCUGGCUAAACAUUUAUUACAUUGUCAUCAUCGCCUGGGCCAUUUACUACCUGUAUAACUCAUUCACUGCUGAUCUACCCUGGGCGUCAUGUGAUAAUCCCUGGAACACAGAGAAAUGCUUCUCAAACUACAGCUUGCCAAACACAGCCAACUUAACGAGUGCUGUCCUGGAGUUUUGGGAACGUAAUGUCCAUGAGCUGACAGAAGGCCUGGAGAAGCCUGGGGAGAUCAGAGCGCCCCUGGCCAUCACGCUGGCCAUCGCCUGGGUCCUGGUCUACUUCUGCAUCUGGAAAGGUGUGGGCUGGACUGGAAAGGUGGUGUAUUUCUCAGCGACCUACCCCUACUUCAUGCUCUUCAUCUUGUUCUGCCGUGGAGUCACCCUCCCAGGGGCCUGGGAUGGAAUCCUCUUCUAUAUCACCCCAGAGUUCAGCAAACUCAAGGAGUCCGAGGUGUGGCUGGACGCUGCUACCCAGAUCUUCUUCUCGUAUGGAUUGGGCCUGGGCUCUCUCAUAGCACUCGGGAGCUACAACCCCUUCAACAACAACGUUUACAAAGAUUCAAUCAUCGUCUGCUGCAUCAACUCUUUCACCAGCAUGUUUGCUGGCUUCGUCAUCUUCUCCAUUGUGGGAUUCAUGGCUCACGUCACUAAGAGAGAAAUUGCUGACGUAGCUGCUUCAGGUCCAGGGUUAGCCUUCUUGGCCUACCCCCAGGCUGUGACCCAGCUCCCUAUCUCCCCUCUGUGGUCUAUUCUCUUCUUCUCCAUGUUACUGAUGCUGGGAAUUGACAGUCAGUUCUGUACAGUGGAGGGCUUCAUCACAGCCCUGGUGGAUGAGUUCCCACAUCACCUGAGGAAAAGGAGAGAGCUGUUCAUCGCUGCUGUCUGUGCGGUGUCUUAUGUCAUCGGCCUUUCAAAUAUCACACAGGGUGGCCUGUACGUAUUCAAGCUCUUUGACUACUACUCCGCCAGUGGAAUGUGCCUGCUCUUCCUGGUGUUCUUCGAGUGUACCUCCAUAUCGUGGUUCUAUGGUGUGAAUAAGUUCUACGACAACAUUGAGGAGAUGAUUGGCUACAAGCCCUGCUUCUGGUGGAAGCUGUGCUGGGUGGUUUUCACCCCUCUCAUCAUUGGUGGUGUGUUCCUCUUCAGUGCCAUCCAGAUGGUUCCCCUGACCAUGGGCGACUAUGUGUUCCCCAAGUGGGGCCAGGGGGUGGGCUGGUGCAUGGCCCUCUCCUCCAUGGUCCUCAUCCCGGGCUACAUGGGCUACAUGUACCUCACGCUAAAGGGCUCCUACAAGGAGCGCCUUCGAUUAAUGCUCCAGCCGACGAUUGUGAAGAGAGCACAAGAGAAUGGUCCAGAGCAGCAGCCGGAGAACCCCACCCCUGCCAACGAGGAAGCUUACAUCUAAAAACCCCAAUGAAUACCCACAAUGCCACGGGGCCAACAAUGGCGAUGAUGCAGAACCACGUAAUCACUGUUGAACACAACCAAGGACUUCCAUGUCUAAAAGUGUAAUCACCUACCUCCUAGGGACAAACGUGACCAACCUGAUUACUAUCUCUACGUUCGGGGAAAGAGAGCACAAAAAAAUACAACCUAAAAAUAUAUAUGAGAAACCUCUAGCGUUAGCUUGUAUAUCAUAUGCAAAAAAUACUAGUCUAAAAUGUUACCAUGGUAACCCCCGGACAACUGUAAAUUGAACAACGAUGUGAAAUUCCAAGGCCCAACGUGAUUCAACACUACUGUGCUAAUUUAAGAUAUUGACAUGUAAUUAAUCUAUUAAAUAUUGUAAAGAAAAAAAAACGGAAAAAACACGAAUAGAAUAGAAUCAGAUUGUAGUCGAUUGUACUUGACUGAAAUACAGAAACUGAGGUUGGAGAGAAGAUCAAAGGCACAUAAAUGCAAUGCCAGUGGUUGCAUGGCGGGACUGAGUUUCUUGUCCUUUUUUAAGCCAGUGCCCCAUUGCGGGGGUGAGCAAAUGGCAAGGCCAAAUCUCAUGAUGUAUGUAUACUUAAAUAUAUAAUAUGUAGCCUGACUAUCAGUCUUCUCCAAGACCAGACCCUAUGGUUUACAGACCUUUCUUCAACCAGUAUAUACAGGUUAUCCUUAAGAAUAAGCACAAGGCCAGUAUGAUGACGCGAUCUGCCACAAAAGCAAUUGAAGUUUAUUAUGACUGACUGUUACACUUUUAUCUUUGAUUUUUUUUAAACGGAAAAAUACAAAUAUGAGUUUGUAUGUUUUUUAGAUUCAUUUUAGGGUGUUUUCUAUAUGAGACUGAAAAAAAGGACCAAAACCAUAUGAAUCCAUACAGAGGGAAGAUUAAGGCAAGUGCCACCUAGAUUUGGAAUGAAAUAUCAAUCACAUGUGUCAUUGUGCAACCACAGGGUACGGUCUUGCCACCUAAACUUUUUUGGCCAUGUACGGUACGUCCAUUUUGAAACAGUCACUCAACACAAUCGUGUGCCACUCCUCAGGAACUCAGGUGUUCAGUGACCAAAUUUGUUUUUCCUGAAAUUUAGAAGGUGUGAGAAGGUCUUCAACCAACCAGGUGAUGUGGUUGGGGCCACAGGCUGUGUCUGAGUGGUUCACUCAUUCUCUACACAGGUCACACUAUAGGGUCAGAGAUUUCAUCAUGUCCCUAUAUGUUACACCGUGUUGAGGACAAGUGAACGUCUUGGAUUUAGCCAAAGUCUGUUUACAUGACUGUGCAGGUUAACAAUGUAAGCUAAGGACACCAUGGAGAUGAACCAACCACCUUUGCCAACAAGGACAAACCAACAUAUUUGUUGAGUUUUGUUUCUUUUCUUUACUUUUUUUUUCUUUUUUUUCCUCUUAUUUUUUUAAAGGAAACUGAGUUGUUUGGCAAUAAAUAGAGUAUAUUCAAAUAGAGAUGACUAUUAUAUAUGAGAGUUUACUGCUUGUUUCCCUCUAUACCUUAACUUCACCCCCAUAAAAGCACAAAGCUUUAAAUCCACAAGGUAUUAUGAAGAUUGCAUUUCAGUGAGAAGAAAAAAUAAAAAUAAAAUAAAAAUUGUUAGUUUGCUUCUAUGGCAGCUGCACAUGACAGGGAUCUGGAUCAAUUAGUUAUUUCGCUCUUUGCAAAGAUAUCGAACUAAAAUGUGCAAUCGAUCAUGUACGGUGAUUUUGUAUAAAGAUACCAUACAGCGGUUUUCUCUCUGAUAAAAAAAUGUUGUUAAACUGUACUGUGUAAAAGAUGUAACUGUGAAUGUUUGACCUAUGAUGUAUUUGUCUAAAUGUUGAAGAAUCUUAUUGUUUAUUAUUUGCUGUUUUCUGCAAUAACGCUAUGAUCUCAGAAACUAAAGCACAUAUCUUUACGAAAUGUAAAAAAAAAACAAUAAUUACAAAUAAUAAUAUUAUAACAGAAGUGUAAUAAAUAAAAUUGUAGAUACAAUGUCUAGUCAAAGAAUAUUGUUUUGUAUAUUUCUAACUGUUUCAUGGGCCUACUGUAAAAUAUUAUAUGUAAAAAAAAUAUACUACAUGUCUAGAUGGUGUUAUAUAAAAAGCAUGAUUGCCAUAUAUGUUAUCUGAAAAAUAAAGAAUUA